This is a messenger RNA of Pelodiscus sinensis (Chinese soft-shelled turtle), 936 nucleotides long. Lineage: Eukaryota; Metazoa; Chordata; Testudines; Trionychidae. The record is from RefSeq and is a predicted model, not a curated record.
GCAGAUGUUACGGUCACUGAUCUUGAGGAACUUCAGGAUUUGCUGAAUGUUAAUAUUGAAAAGAACAAGCAUCUUGUCACAGGCUCAGUUCAAGCCAAGGUACUGAAAUGGGGUGAAGAUGUAAAAGAAUUUCUGCCUGCACCAGACUACAUACUUAUGGCAGAUUGCAUUUACUAUGAGGAGUCAUUAGAGCCACUGCUGAAGACCCUGAAAGACCUUUCAGGUCCUGAUACCUGUAUCAUAUGCUGUUACGAACAAAGGACUAUGGGCAAAAAUCCAGAAAUUGAGAGAAAAUACUUUGAGCUGCUUCAGAUGGACUUUGAGUCGGAAAAGGUUCCACUGGAGAAACACGAUGAGGAGUAUCGGAGUGAGGACAUUCACAUCUUGAACAUCCGAAGGAAGAAAAACAGCAGGAAUUUCCCAUUGUGAGAUCUUUGGCUAUGUUAUCUGAUCCUCUGGAGAGGAGAGAGUGAGCGUCAGUUAGCUCAAAGAAGCUGCCUUCAAAGCUGUUCAUGGCACAUCUACGGAAUGUCCUCUAGAUGGCGAAUUCGGGAAGAGACAUAAGGAGAAAGUGGAUCAGUCACUGUAGAACUUCAGGCAGAAUCCAGCUCAGAGGACAAAUGUGAUUGGUAAAUAUUAACAAAGGGGCCUCACCAAAAGAGAGCUAAAAAUGGGACUGAAAUGUAACCUAGACUGAUGUCAUGCUCCAUUCAUUUGCAUGGGGUGGGGGAUGCACUCACGAAUCAGGCACGUAGAGUGCCAAGUUCAGACAAAUCUGAUCCAAACAUUCCAUAAAGACACCUGUUUGAAGUGGAAAGCGCGAAGGAAGCUGAAGAUAAACCACUUUUCCUGAAGAGGAAACUCCUUAUCCUGACUGAAUUUCACCUAAAUUAAGAGCCAAUACCUAUGUAUACUUCAUAAAGAGUUUGUGCUUGA